GGCGUGCGGGCAGGAAGUGGCGCCGCUGCUCGGCUUGCGCCCCUCUGCCCCCCGCGCCGGGCUCUGUGUUCCACGCGCCCCCUCCCCGCCAGGAUGCUGAAGAAGUUCGAUAAGAAGGAUGAGGAGUCGGGUGGGGGUUCCAAUCCAUUUCAGCACCUGGAGAAGAGUGCAGUAUUGCAAGAGGCUCGGGUGUUUAAUGAGACUCCCAUAAACCCUCGGAAAUGUGCUCACAUCCUCACCAGAAUUUUGUACCUUAUAAACCAGGGGGAGCACCUGGGUGUGAUGGAAGCUACCGAAGCCUUCUUUGCUAUGACCAAGCUGUUCCAGUCCAAUGAUCCAACACUUCGCAGGAUGUGUUACCUGACCAUCAAAGAGAUGUCAUCCAUCGCUGAGGAUGUCAUCAUUGUGACUAGCAGCCUAACCAAAGACAUGACUGGGAAGGACGACAAUUACCGAGGCCCUGCUGUGAGAGCACUCUGCCAAAUCACAGAUAGCACCAUGCUGCAGGCCAUCGAACGCUACAUGAAGCAGGCGAUUGUGGACAAAGUGCCCAGUGUAUCCAGCUCGGCCCUGGUGUCUUCACUGCACCUGCUGAAGACCAGCUUCGACGUGGUAAAACGCUGGGUGAAUGAGGCUCAGGAGGCUGCAUCCAGUGAUAAUAUCAUGGUCCAGUAUCACGCCCUUGGCUUGCUCUACCAUGUGCGCAAGAAUGACCGGCUUGCAGUUAACAAGAUGCUCAGCAAGUUCAUGCGUCAUGGCCUGAAGUCGCCUUUCGCCUACUGCAUGAUGAUCCGGGUAGCCAGCAAGCUGCUGGAGGAAGAGGCUGGAAGCCGUGACAGCCCCCUGUUUGACUUCAUCGAGAGCUGUUUGAGAAACAAGCAUGAGAUGGUUGUCUACGAAGCUGCUUCUGCCAUUGUCAACCUGCCCACCUGCACGGCCAAAGAAUUGGCACCUGCUGUCUCGGUGUUACAGUUGUUCUGCAGUUCCCCAAAGGCAGCUCUUCGGUAUGCAGCUGUCCGCACCCUCAACAAGGUUGCCAUGAAACACCCAUCUGCUGUAACUGCCUGUAACCUGGACCUGGAGAACCUAGUGACUGACUCCAACCGCAGCAUUGCCACAUUGGCUAUCACCACGCUGCUGAAAACUGGCAGUGAGAGCAGCAUUGACCGACUCAUGAAACAGAUCUCCUCCUUUAUGUCAGAAAUCUCAGAUGAAUUCAAGGUUGUGGUGGUACAGGCUAUCAGCGCUCUGUGUCAGAAGUACCCUCGCAAGCAUGCAGUCCUGAUGAACUUCCUCUUCACAAUGCUCCGGGAAGAGGGAGGCUUUGAGUAUAAGCGAGCCAUUGUGGACUGUAUCAUCAGCAUCAUUGAGGAGAACUCUGAAAGCAAAGAGACAGGUCUGUCUCACCUGUGCGAGUUCAUUGAGGACUGCGAGUUCACUGUCCUGGCCACCCGAAUCCUCCACCUUCUGGGGCAAGAAGGGCCCAAGACCAAUAAUCCUUCAAAAUACAUUCGCUUCAUCUACAACCGGGUUGUUCUGGAGCAUGAGGAGGUCCGGGCAGGUGCUGUGAGUGCACUGGCCAAGUUUGGAGCUCAGAAUGAGGAGAUGUUACCCAGUAUCUUGGUCUUACUGAAAAGAUGUGUGAUGGAUGAUGACAAUGAAGUGAGAGACAGAGCCACAUUCUACCUAAAUGUCUUGGAGCAGAAGCAGAAAGCUCUCAAUGCUGGCUACAUCCUGAAUGGCUUGACAGUAUCCAUCCCUGGCCUGGAGAGGGCACUGCAUCAGUAUACUCUGGAGCCCUCUGAGAAACCCUUCGAUCUGAAGUCUGUUCCUUUGGCAACUGCUCCUCUCCCUGAACAAAGAGCAGAAAAUGUUCCUGUUGCUGUGGUCAAACAGCCAGAGAAAGUGGCAGCAACACGGCAAGAAAUAUUCCAAGAGCAACUGGCAGCGAUCCCGGAGUUCCGGGGCCUGGGCCCGCUCUUCAAGUCAUCUCCAGAGCCUGUAGCUCUCACAGAAUCAGAGACGGAGUAUGUGGUCCGCUGCACCAAACACACAUUCUUCAGCCAUAUGGUGUUCCAGUUUGAUUGCACAAACACCCUGAAUGAUCAGAUUCUGGAGAAUGUCACAGUGCAGAUGGAGCCUACAGAAGGGUAUGAGGUCAUUGGCUAUGUGCCUGCCAAAAGCCUGGUUUAUAAUCAGCCUGGUACUUGCUAUACAUUGGUGGCACUGCCUGAAGAGGACCCAACAGCAGUGGCCUGUACAUUCAGCUGCAUGAUGAAAUUCACCGUCAAGGACUGUGACCCAAACACUGGUGAAACAGAUGACGAGGGUUAUGAGGAUGAGUAUGUGCUUGAAGAUAUCGAGGUCACAGUAGUGGAUCACAUCCAAAGGGUUCUGAAACCAAAUUUUGGAGCAGCCUGGGAUGAAGUGGGUGAUGAGUAUGAAAAGGAAGAGACCUUCACUUUAUCCACCAUUAAAACACUGGAAGAGGCAGUCAGUAAUAUUGUGAAGUUCCUAGGGAUGCAGCCAUGUGAGCGCUCAGAUAAAGUGCCAGACAACAAGAACUCCCACACGUUGUACCUUGCAGGUGUGUUUCGGGGUGGCCACGACCUCCUGGUACGUUCUCGCCUCGUCCUGACAGAUACUGUGACGAUGCAAGUCACGGCCCGCAGCGGAGAAGAGCUUCCUGUCGAUGUAGUCAUGGCCUCUGUUGGCUAAACUGCCCUUCUGGAACUGUUCUCUGACGUGCAAGGCCCAUAAAGGGCGAUCUGCUCUCUCUCUUUCUGGACAUUGAAUGGAAAUCAUACUCACUACAACAGCUUUCUUUUCUUUAGUAAAAUUAGGAUGGGUAUUUGGAUUUCUCGCAAUACAAGGAUGGUGGUUGUAAGCCCCAGUACGUUUUAUGAAACGUUUGAUUGGUCUCUUACAAAGUCAGCCUGUUUCAUCAUACUAAGUUGCUGGAUACAGCAGCGGUUUGCAAUGUUUUGCCAACGAAGCCCCUUUUACUUGUUUCUGUCAUGGCAGCCCAGCCACUGGGCAGCACUCAGUGAGAACCUGUGAAAUCAGUGUGUUACAUCCUUUAAUUUCUUCUACUGUUUUUAUGUCUUUGAAAGGCCCCCAAAAUAAAAAGGGAUGUGAUCGUUUUAAAAGGAUAAAAUUCCUUCUGAA
This is a messenger RNA of Gavialis gangeticus (Gharial), 3168 nucleotides long. It is a transcript of the gene COPG1, whose product is annotated as coatomer protein complex subunit gamma 1. Bases 94 to 2718 code for a protein of 874 amino acids. Lineage: Eukaryota; Metazoa; Chordata; Crocodylia; Gavialidae. The transcript has 24 exons. The record is from RefSeq and is a predicted model, not a curated record. Gene Ontology annotation, biological process: endoplasmic reticulum to Golgi vesicle-mediated transport; intracellular protein transport; organelle transport along microtubule. Gene Ontology annotation, molecular function: structural molecule activity. Gene Ontology annotation, cellular component: endoplasmic reticulum; Golgi membrane; endoplasmic reticulum-Golgi intermediate compartment.